Messenger RNA from Trypanosoma brucei brucei TREU927, 384 nucleotides. RefSeq lists its product as hypothetical. The record is from RefSeq and is a predicted model, not a curated record. Lineage: Eukaryota; Euglenozoa; Kinetoplastea; Trypanosomatida; Trypanosomatidae. Gene Ontology annotation, cellular component: nucleus. The transcript has a single exon. Gene Ontology annotation, molecular function: DNA binding. Bases 1 to 384 code for a protein of 127 amino acids. Gene Ontology annotation, biological process: DNA replication; DNA recombination; DNA repair.
AUGCGUUCAGCUGUUAAUCUCGGCGGAGCCCCUCGCGUGCCUUCUCAGCGACUACCGGCCUUUGAAGGCGUAUCCCCACGUAUUGUAGCCCGUCAGGUGCCUGCCCAUCGCGGCGAAUACGUUUCACUUGUCUUACGACCCACAUCUUUGAAUGCACAACGUAAUUCUCUUGUUGCCUCAUGUGUCGUUACGGAUGAAUCCGUUGAGGUGAUGGGUCUCCCAGCAGAUGCGGAAGUCGCACAAGUGAAUGAGUUUGUUUGUUACAUAAACCCCAGUAGUGGGGAAUUGGAGUAUUAUCAGCAUGGGACAUAUAAUGACGAAUAUGACGUGGAUGUGUAUCGCAAGCUGUUGGAGUUGUGCCCAAAGUUUCCAGCACUCUUUUAG